AUGCCCAAGGGGAUCGUCGACGUCGCCGUCGACCUUGGUACAAGCCGCACCGCCAUAGGUAUCUCCAUUCCGGGAAGAUCGGAAAACGAAGUCACCGUGUGCACCCCCAACGGCAGCGGGCAUUGCCGAUCUGCGCAGUUGAAGACGGAGACCGCUGCCCUCCUCGAGGCCAAGCACCCUCAUGGUCUCCUGGCCUUCGGCAAGACUGCCCGGGAGCGCUUUAUCAAGGAUGCUCAACGCGAUGAGGAUGGCGGCGGUUGUACCGGCCGCCGUACCACCUCAGGGGCUCCGAACAUGCUUUUCCGUUUCUUUAAGACAGAGUUGUGCAAGAACAGCGGGUACACUUCAGUCGACCAACCCGUGGCUACCGCCGAGGGCGGAGAAACGCUCCCCCUCAUGACCGUCAUGACUGCGGUUCUUCGGCACAUCAAAGAAGACGUGCUCGCGCACCUGUCGCAGCGCCUUGAGGUGGACCCAACCGUUGCAGACGUGAACUGGGUGGUGACUAUCCCGGCCAUCUACGACGACUUCGCCAAGCGCUUCAUGCGCGUCUCUGCCCACCGGGCUGGUAUCAUCAGCGCGGUGGACGAUGCCUCGCAGCUUCAGCUUUGCCUCGAACCAGAGGCGGCGUGCCUGGCCGUCAGCAUCAAGGAGGCACCCCUUCUCGCCAAGGCUGGCAUCAAGCUCAUGAUAGUGGAUUGCGGAGGUGGCACGGUGGACAUCACCACCCACUCCGUGGAGUCCCGCCGUCCGUUGAAGCUGAAGGAGCUGGCCACGCCGACCGGGGGGGAGUGGGGGUCGGUAUGCGUGGACAGCAUGUUCAUGGUGUGGCUUCGGAAACUCUUUGGUGCCACAGCCUUUGCUCGCGUUCGUACCACCUGGGCAUUCUACUCCCUGAUGGACUACUGGGAGGAAGCCAAGACGGCGUUUCAAGGCAAAGAGGAUGAGGAUGUAUCGCUCAACAUGGUUGACGUGGUGAUGGAGCUAGGGUUCGACAAAGGGAAGCUGGCGGAGCUUGUGGCUGCCCACAACCACGACCUCGAGCCCACCCAUCACCUCACCCGGAUGAACCACUACAUCGACCUGCCGUCUGGCCUGGUGCGAACGUUCUUCGCUCCGACGAUCGACAAGAUCGGCAACUGCCUCAGGAGUCUCAGGGGAAAGCCGUUACUCAGAGACCUCAAGUACGUAUUUCUCGUGGGUGGGUUCUCUUGCUGCCCCCUCGUCCAGCAAGCCGCGCGUGCCGAGCUGGACCGUGGCGGGUGCCGUGUCAUCGACGUUGAUCGGCGAGAGUUGGCAAUCGUCAGAGGGGCUACAAUCUUCGCGAGCAACCAGCUUGCGUUCUCGCGCAUAGCCAAACUCACGUACGGCGUCAAGUCUACCUGCAUCUAUGACUCCAGCAACGCCGAGCACGUCAAGCGCCGUUCAAGCCCCCCCAUCUGGGAUUCGGCCGGCAAAGAAGUCAUUGACGCUUUCUCGACCCAUAUCAAGAGGGGUGCAUACGUGCCUUCCGACGGCACGUGUACAAGGCGCUGCUAUGGUCCGUUGCGCCCGAACCAAACCACGGUUUCUUUCCAGAUACUGGCCUGCCACCACACGGACAUCGAGUUCCCUGACACGGAUUCAACAUUCCCUCUCGGUGAAGUUACUGUAAACCUGGACAUGAGAGCAAGCUUUGAGGACCGUGGGAUCGCGGCCGAGUUUGUCUUCUGCGAGUCAGAGUUCCUCCUGAGGUGUUUCCGUGGGACGACGGGAGAGAGGGUGGCAGAGGUUGAAAUGAGCCUUGUUCAGGAGGUGCAGGAGAUGUGA
Ectocarpus sp. CCAP 1310/34 is the source of this 1809-nucleotide messenger RNA. Lineage: Eukaryota; Phaeophyceae; Ectocarpales; Ectocarpaceae. The record is from the annotation of a GenBank genome assembly.